CAGGAGGAGGGUUUAGAAGUAAGAGUACCGGAAGCGGAGCAGUGUUAAAGGACAACAAGCCUUAUUCUUGACUGUAUUACUGUCAGGAUGGCUGGAGUGUGGCGCUGCAUGUUGGCAGUGGCAGUGUUGAUGUGUGUGUGUCUGCGGGGUUCCAGUGAGGCUGUAGGGGGUGCUAAGAGUCGACCACGACCCCAGAGACGACCUCCCAAGAAGCCAAAGGUUGACCCUAUUGAUGUAGGCCCACCACCACAGAACAUAGACAUAGAGCAGAUGACAGGAACAUGGUACUUGCUAAACACUGCCUCCAAAUGCUCCUACCUGAUAAAUCAUGGAACCAAAGUGGAGCCUACAAUCAUGAGCCUCAAACGUUCCUCUGACUCUGAUCAAACACUGCUAGUUAGCACAAAAACACGACAUAAUCACCAAUGUUGGGAGAUAUUACAGGUCUACAAUCUAACUCCAACCCCUGGACGACUAACGCUUAAAGGAGCUAAUCCAGUGCUGAAUACUGAGAUAGUGAUUACGGAGACGGACUACAACUCAUACGCAAUCAUGUACUAUCAGAAACAGGGGAAGACAACCAUUAAACUCUAUGGCAGGUCUGUAGAUAACCUGUCAGAGCCAAUGUUGACCAAGUUUGAGCAGCUUGCUGCAAAACAGGAUUUUGGACUGGCAUACCUGUUUCCUUUCCCCACAUACAGUCACUGUGGUGACGUGGACCAGGAUCAUGUCAUUAACUGUGUCCCCACAUGUUGAAGAAGCAGAACUGUGCAACAAACAAAUCCACUCUGACAGCGUUUGGCAGUUCUCAUGCAAAUACCAGGAUAUGUUUUGUGAUUUUAAAAUGUGAGAGACAAGACAGCUGUCAAAAGACUCCUACAGAGUG
Messenger RNA from Monopterus albus (swamp eel), 886 nucleotides. It is a transcript of the gene c8g, whose product is annotated as complement component 8, gamma polypeptide. Gene Ontology annotation, molecular function: complement binding. The transcript has 7 exons. The record is from RefSeq and is a predicted model, not a curated record. NCBI's taxonomy places the organism in Eukaryota, Metazoa, Chordata, Actinopteri, Synbranchiformes, Synbranchidae. Gene Ontology annotation, biological process: complement activation. Gene Ontology annotation, cellular component: membrane attack complex; extracellular exosome; blood microparticle. The coding region runs from base 88 to 756 and encodes 222 amino acids.